AUGAGGCUUUCGACACUUUCAUUAUGGCUCAGCGCCGCCGUUCUGGGUCUCGCAGCGAGCGAUGACUUGGUCGAGGAUGACCCGACGAGGGAGAACACAUACUUCGAUGCCCAGAAGGUUCCCCCGCUGUUGGAGUUGAGCCCCGACAACUUUGCAAAGGUCGCCAACUCGACCUCAUUAUUGAUGGUCAAGCACUACAGUCCGUGGUGCCCUCACUGCAUAGACUUUGCACCCACGUAUCAAACCUUGUACGAAUUCUACUACACCUCGAAGCCAUCAGAAUCCGAGACCUUCACCGAUUACUACGACUUCCGGUUCGCCAUGAUCAAUUGUAUCGCCUAUUAUGAUCUGUGCAGCGACCAUGGUGUGAUGUCGUACCCUACGACUGUCUUGUACAAGAAGGGGGAGGCCAUCGAAAUCGCGAAAGGCGCCAAGAACAUGAGUGUGCUUAGCGGCAUGAUCGAGAAAGCUCUUGAAGAGCAGAAGCCAGGAAGCCGGCCUGCUGAGGUUGUUCUCCCCGAACCAGGCGCCAAGGGCAAACCCACUCCGUCAGGGGACGCGAAAACCCCAGCCAAGUCGGAGCCUGCCGCCGCAAAGGCAUCCCCUGCUGCGAAGCAGUCACCUGCCGCCCAUGCGUCUGCUGCCGCCAAAGCAUCGCCUGCUGCUAAGGAGGCCACUGCAGCCAAGAAGGCGGCUGCUGUGCCUGACCGAGUCACCCCCAAGAAGCCGACGAAGCCUGCCGUUACGCCCAACCCCCUCGGUACUUCUGUACCCUUGACCGCCGAGACCUUCCAAACCAUGGUCACCAUGACCCAGGAGUCUUGGUUCAUCAAAUUCUAUGCGCCUUGGUGCCAUCACUGUCAGGCUAUGGCAUCGAACUGGCAGCAACUGGCCAAGGAGAUGAAGGGCAGGCUGAACAUUGGAGAGGUCAACUGCGAGGCGGAGCAACGAUUGUGCAAGGAUGCUCGUCUUCAUGGUUACCCGACAAUUCUUUUCUUCAAGGGUGGCGAGCGUGUCGAAUACGAUGGGCUUCGAGGCCUCGGUGAUUUCGUUCAGUACGCCGAGAAAGCUAUUGACAUUACUGCUGGCGUGCAAGAUGUCGAUGAGGCCUCCUUCAAGGCGCUCGAGGAGAAAGAGGAGGUCAUCUUUGUCUAUUUCUACGAUCAUGCCACAACGGGCGAGGAUUUCAUGGCUUUGGAACGCCUGCCUCUGAGCCUCAUCGGCCGCGCGAAGCUCGUCAAGACCAAGGACCCUGCUCUAUACGAGCGUUUCAAGAUCACCACAUGGCCGAGACUGCUUGUCGCAAGGGAAGGGCGGCCGACCUACUAUACUCCGCUUACUCCCAAUGAAAUGCGCGACAACAACCGAGUCCUCUCUUGGAUGAAAUCCGUCUGGCUCCCGAUAGUACCAGAGAUGACCGCUUCCAACGCCCGCGAGAUCAUGGAUGGCAAGAUUGUCGUUCUGGGCAUCCUGAACCGGGAGGAUCAGGACGCCUUCCUGGGAGCCCGGCGUGAGAUGAAAAGUGCUGCCAACGAGUGGAUGGACAAGCAGAUCCAGCUUUUCCAGCUGGAACGCCAGGAGCUGCGCGAUGCAAAACAACUCCGAAUCGAGGAAGCCGAAGACCGAAACGACCAACGAGCUCUCCGAGCCGCUAAGAGCAUACGAAUCAACAUGGAUAGGUCCGAGAAGAAAGAGGUUGGCUUUGCCUGGGUUGACGGCGUUUUCUGGCAGCGCUGGAUCCGCACCACUUAUGGCAUCGACGUCAAGGAUGGAGAUCGGGUCAUUAUCAAUGACGAAGAUAACCGCCGCUACUGGGACCAGACCAUCACCGGAAACUCCAUUCUGCCUUCCAGAACCUCUAUUCUUGAGACCAUCAACAAAGUCACGCAGUCGCCGCCAAAGAUCAAGCCCAAGCUGACCAUCUCCAGCUUCGAGAAGAUCUUCUUCGAUAUGCGUGUGACUUUCUCGGAGCACCCCUUCUUGACCAUUGGCUGCGUCCUGGGUCUGUCAUUAGGAUGCGCAUCCUGGUUCAGGGGUCGGCUCAGGCGUACGCGAGGCCACUUCCGCCUCGAUAGUAACCUGGACGGCAGGGAGUUCAAGGCCCCGAUACUGGGCACCAGUGCCAACGGUGCCAAGGUGGACUGA
Thyridium curvatum is the source of this 2145-nucleotide messenger RNA. RefSeq lists its product as uncharacterized. Lineage: Eukaryota; Fungi; Ascomycota; Sordariomycetes; Thyridiales; Thyridiaceae. The coding region runs from base 1 to 2145 and encodes 714 amino acids. The record is from RefSeq and is a predicted model, not a curated record. The transcript has 3 exons. Gene Ontology annotation, molecular function: protein disulfide isomerase activity. Gene Ontology annotation, cellular component: endoplasmic reticulum.